AUGGCGUCCAUUUCCAAAGCCGCCAACAAACCAAAGAAAAGCAAGUUGGUUUCCGACGCCCUCAAACUCGCAAACAGCACAUUCGAAACACGAACUUUAGACUCCACCUUGGUGGAAGAAAGCAGCCAAACGGAAGAAGACGAUGACGGGCCGGCGGUGUUCGUCUGCGGGAAAUGCAGGCUGCCUGUCGGGGACUCCAUGUCGUGGGAUGGAGCCGAGGACCAACACUGUCAAAUACGCUUAAAAAGGACCACUGACAAUGUUUUCGUCGGAAAUGACUCUCGUCUGCAUGAAGCCAGCAAAGGUUAUCUCUGUAUCGUCAAGGAUCUGGUGUGCCGAGGCUGCCACUCGGUUCUGGGCAUGGUCUACUCCUCCACCCCCAAGAGACUGGACAGCAAGAGGUUCACUUUCUGUUUCAACGUGGCCGACAUUGAAAGCUACGUGCUGGGCUCAGCCAACCAGAUGUUGGCAGCCGAGGACCCCAAGGAGCAGCCGGUGACGGUGGAGUACAAAGGCCAUGUUGAAAAGCAGAUGUUUGAGAUGAAGAGGCUGGUGGUCUCCAUGGCUCAGAAGUUGGAGGAGCUGGAGAUCGGCGGUCAGGAGGCGUGACACCAACACCGUGCACCUUUCUUCCACUGUCCCCCCCCCCCACCCCCCCACCCCCCCAAACAAAGACUGUCUGGCCCCGCCCCGACUCGCUCCUCGCCAUCAAUCACCCUGUCAGCACAAGCGUGGGGGGGGGACGGGGGACGCUUAUGUCAGCACAUUACCGCUUCGGUCGAUUUUACUUCUCUUGUCACCUUACCAAUAAAAUGUUUUUUUUUAAACCAA
Nerophis ophidion (straightnose pipefish) is the source of this 831-nucleotide messenger RNA. RefSeq names its product MIS18 kinetochore protein A (gene mis18a). Lineage: Eukaryota; Metazoa; Chordata; Actinopteri; Syngnathiformes; Syngnathidae. The transcript has 5 exons. Gene Ontology annotation, biological process: CENP-A containing chromatin assembly; chromosome segregation. The coding region runs from base 1 to 609 and encodes 202 amino acids. The record is from RefSeq and is a predicted model, not a curated record. Gene Ontology annotation, cellular component: chromatin; nucleus; chromosome, centromeric region.